AUGUCCUCACAACCAUCUAUUACCUCGAUAUCCUUUGAGCAACACGCCUCCGGACGAGGCAUCGGAGUCGCUCAACCCCGCAUCUCCUGGAAAUUCGCGGCCACCAUCGAAACAAUCCCCGACUGGGAGCAAAAAGCAUACACUCUUGAAAUUAUCCGCAACUCCGAAUCUCCAGAAUCUCACCUUAUUCAAUCCUCCGAAUCCGUGCUUAUCCCAUGGCCCAGCCAACCCCUCCAGUCUCGUGAAGCCGCCCAAGUUCGCGUUCGCGCCUAUGGUGGAUCGCGUGCCGAGCCGACAGAAUGGUCUGAAUGGACGACCGUGGAGUGUGGCUUGUUAAACCGGGAAGACUGGAUUGCAAAAGCAAUUGCCAGCCCAGUUAAGCAAACGGAAGGUCCAUUGCGACCACUCCGGUUUAGAAAGACAUUCGCCUUAUCUGCAGCGGCUGUGAAGCAAGCGCGUCUCUAUAUUACCAGUCUUGGAGUGUUUCAAGCUUAUAUUAAUGGUGUUCAUGUUGGUGAUCAUUGCAUGGCACCCGGGUGGACGAGCUAUAAGCACCGAUUGAACUAUGAGAUAUUCGACGUUGCGUCGCUCCUCAAUGCAAACGGGCCGAAUACCAUUGCGGUAGAGGUGGCCGAAGGAUGGUAUGCCACCAGACUAGGUUUCCACGGUGGUCGCCGGUUUCUCUACGGUGAUGAGAUGGCCCUGAUUGCGCAGUUGGAGAUUGAUUCCGGUUUGGAAAAGGAGACUAUCGUGACUGAUUCCACAUGGAAAUGUCACGAUUCAGCCUUGAUCACCAGUGAAAUCUACGAUGGUGAGGUAUACGAUGCUCGAGAAGAACAAGAAGGCUGGACUACCACCUCCUUUCCCGAGGAAUCCUCCUGGGACGCAGUUCGCGAGACCGAAUUCCCCCAAACAGAGCUCGUAUCACCCAAUGCACCGCCCGUGCGAGUCACAGAGGUCGUCAAGCCGAUUGAAAUAAUCAUGACACCGACAGGCAAGACGAUCAUCGACUUUGGCCAGAACCUCGUCGGUCGUAUCCGUAUCCCAUCACUCAUCAAACCGUCUAACCACAUCGUAACCCUCAUUCACGCCGAAGUCCUCGAAAACCAAGAACUCGGCAUUCGCCCUCUCCGCGUAGCUAAAUGCACAGACACCAUCACCUCCGCAGGCACUGAAAUCCGUAACUGGGCACCACGAUUUACAUUCCACGGCUUCCGCUACGUCCAGAUCGACGGAUGGAGUCCCGAGGAUGAUACCAACCCGCUUACCCUGGACAGUCUAACCGCCGAAGUGAUGCACACGGAUCUCAAACGCACCGGCUGGUUCAACUGCUCACACCCAAUGAUCAACAAACUCCACGAAAAUGCCACCUGGAGUAUGCGUGGCAAUUUCCUCUCCAUCCCAACAGACUGUCCCCAGCGCGACGAGCGUCUCGGCUGGACAGGCGAUAUCCAAGUCUUCGCUCCAUCAGCCAGCUUCCUCUACAACACCGCCGGCAUGCUAGGCGACUGGCUGAAAGACCUGGCCGCGGAACAACUCGCCUCACCAAAUGCCAUCCCCCCUUCGUCAUUCCAAACGUUAUCUCCGAAGACCUCUAUCUGGGACGACGUCACGAUCCUCCUCCCCUGGACUCUAUACCAAAGCUACGGGGACACCAAUAUCCUCCACAAACAAUACCCCAGCAUGACAGCCUGGCUCGACCGCGGCGUCCAGCGCGGCCCAGACCGACUCUGGGACGACACCCUCUUCCAACUAGGCGACUGGCUCGAUCCAACCGCACCACCCGACCAACCCGGUAACGCACGCACAGACGGGACCCUCGUCGCAGACGCCUACCUCGUACACGUAACACGCACCCUCUCCAGCAUCGCGACCAUCCUCAACGAAAAAGCCGACGCAACACGCUACGAAACAGAAUACCUCGCUCUAAAAGCCCGCUUCCAAACAAAAUACAUCUCCCCAGAGGGCUACCUAGUCGGCGACACCCAAACAGCCCUCAGUCUCGCCCUAGUCUUCAAUCUGCUCAACAAUCCCACACAAAUAUCCAACGCAGGCGCAAGACUAUCCCGCCUCGUCCGUCGCGCCAAAUUCCAAGUCUCAACCGGAUUCGCCGGAACACCCAUAAUCACACACGCCCUCACAAAAGCCGGCUACCAUCAACUAGCAUACCGCAUGCUCCAAGAAAAAACCUGUCCUUCAUGGAUGUACCCGCUUACCAUGGGCGCAACCACAAUCUGGGAACGAUGGGAUAGCAUGCGUCCCGACGGAGCCGUGAAUCCCGGCGAAAUGACUAGUUUCAAUCACUACGCGCUGGGCUCGAUAAUAAACUGGUUGCAUAAGAGUGUAGCCGGUGUGAGUCCGUUGGAGCCUGGUUGGAGACGGGUCCUUGUGAAUCCUGUUCCGGGGGGUACGGUUAGGAGUGCGGAGGCGGUUUAUGAGACUGUUUAUGGGAGGUUGGAGUGUCGGUGGAAGAUUGAGGAGAGGGGUGGGGGGAGGUUUGUGCUUGAGGUUGUUGUUCCGCCGAAUUCGUGGGCGAGGGUCGUGUUGCCGGGUGAUGCUGAUGGGGAGGGAGGGGGGAGGUGGGUUGGUUCGGGGAGAUAUACGUUUGAGACUAGGGUUGAUGUUAGGAUUGGGUGGCCGCCGAAGGCGUUGGGGCCGCCUAUGUUUGAGUUGGAGGAUACUUUUGUUUAG
Molecule: messenger RNA, 2691 nt
Organism: Penicillium subrubescens
Lineage: Eukaryota; Fungi; Ascomycota; Eurotiomycetes; Eurotiales; Aspergillaceae
Product: glycoside hydrolase family 78 protein
Exons: 2
Coding region: 1-2691 (896 amino acids)
Biological process (GO): carbohydrate metabolic process
Source: RefSeq, a predicted model, not a curated record